UGGCCAGUAACCUCAUCUACUUCACCGAGGCCUGCAUGGCAACAGCCCUCGUCGUCCCAGCCACCACCGCCUAGCUGGAGUCCUCGUCAACCCGAAUGGACUCCGGCACCCCCUAAACUGCCUCCACCCGCACGCAAUAAAACCAGCCCGGUAGUUGGUGAGCUCAGCUACGAUGUGAUAGAAGAGCGAAAAACACUGCCCGAACACACUUCACGUUUCGUUGUGAAGCCCGGUAAGCAAAGAAAGAAAUUCAAUCCGCAACUGCAUACGGAAAGAGGAUGUACAGAUGUGGUGUGCUGCUUUCUUUUUCUCGUUUUCACUGCCGGAUGGGGAGUGGUGGCAACAAUCGUUCCUUCUGCACAAAAGCGUCUUCAAAAAUGUGGCUGUGGGGCUUCAAAACCAUUGGAAAGA
Molecule: messenger RNA, 411 nt
Organism: Ostertagia ostertagi
Lineage: Eukaryota; Metazoa; Nematoda; Chromadorea; Rhabditida; Trichostrongylidae
Source: the annotation of a GenBank genome assembly